Molecule: messenger RNA, 1011 nt
Organism: Fusarium sp. VM40
Lineage: Eukaryota; Fungi; Ascomycota; Sordariomycetes; Hypocreales; Nectriaceae
Source: the annotation of a GenBank genome assembly
AUGAAGGCUUGGCAAUUCUCAGAAGUCUCAAUAACCCUCGAGGAAUCCCUCGUCUUGGCCCGAGAUGCCGAAAUGCCGAAUUCUGCAACACUCGGCCCAACGCAAAUGAUCGUACAGGUUCUGUGGGCGGCAUUGAACCCCGUAGACUACAAACUUCCAGAGUCUGGUCUCAUCGGUAGAUUAAUGAUUCCUCGGCCUGCUGUGCCUGGCCUUGACUUUUGCGGCCGGGUUUAUGCAAAGCACGCCGAUAUCGAUACAUUCGAGCAAGGCCAAAUUAUUUUUGGCGGUCUUGCACGACCAUCUCGAUUUGGCACGCUUGGCGAGUAUGCUCUUGUAUCCACGACCGAAUGUGCCCCUCUACCCCGCGGGGUCAAACCUGAGCAUGCUGCAGCUAUUGGCACCGCAGCCACAACAGCAUAUCAGUCGAUUCCAGCAAGCAUCGUCAAGCCAGGAGCCCGCGUUUUCAUCAACGGCGGCAGUGGCGGCGUUGGGACAUGGGCUGUGCAGUUCGCGAAGGCGCGGGGGGCAUAUGUGGUAACAACAUGCUCAACAAAGAAUGUCGAUCGUUGCAGCCUGCUGGGUGCUGACGAGGUUUUGGACUACACCAACAUUGAUCUUGUCGACCAUCUCAAAUCUCUGAGCAACCCAUUCGACAUCCUUGUCGAUAAUGUGGGGAACGAUACAAAUCUAUACCGCGAGCGAGACGCGCUCCUUAACCCUAAUGGCAUGUUUGUCCAAGUCGGAGUUGGAAAGUCUGUCUCACUAAAUACUGUUGUGUCAACUGGCUCCAAGCAGUUGAGACAAUAUAUGCCAGGUCAGAAAUCUUAUUAUUUUGUCAAUCAAGAAAACAAGGCCGAGUACUUUAAGCAAAUCGGACUUUGGAUGGCGGAAGGAAAGGUCAGAGCUUUUAUAGACACGAGGUUCUCAUAUGACCAGGUCCCAGAUGCUUUCAGGGAGCUCAGAAGAGGCCACACAGCUGACAAGCUGGUGAUUCGAGUUACAGAAGAUUAA